AUCAGCCAGCAUGGCACUUAUCUCGCUAAUCGCGGUGGUCGUGGUGAUCGCCGUCAUAUCUUUCAUAAACUACGUCAACAACUCAAAGAAGGAUCAGUUACCGACAGGAGUACAGAGACUGCCAGGCCCUANNAAGCUCCAGGCUUCCCAAUUCUAGGCAGUGUACCAGACGUGCCAGAUAAGAACAGUUUUCUGAAGUUUCACGAAUGGGGGCAACAGUUUGGUCCAAUCUACCAAACCAACCUCGCUGGCCAGAACCAUGUUUGGAUCACGCGAGAUCGUGUUGCCCAAGAGUUACUUGGCAAACGUGCAGCCAACAACUCUGAGCGUCCAUUCAUCCCCUCCCUCCAAGCCGAUAAUCGCAGCGGCCAUUACCUUCCUCUGAUGUCCCGAAACGGAUCAAUCCGUCUGCUGACAUCUAUAANNGAGCUGUGGACAAGACAGAGAAAGUUCGCAAAGCAAAUCAUGGACAAAUCAUCAGCCAAUUCAUUUUACAACUACCCCGAGUUAGAGUCAAUCCGCCUUCUGUUCGAGCUCAUGACCGAUCCUUCUCGUUACAACCAUACCUUGGAGUCAUUCAUCUCAAGAGUCACUUGUAGACUAGGAUGGGGAACUGCAGCUCCCUCUGACGAACUCAAACAGCGAGCCAGAGAAUUGCUUAUAGGUGUAUCUCCAAAUGGCGCGCUUACAAAUAAACUCGGCUUCCUCAAGAAACUCCCCGAGGCUAUUGUACCAGCAAAAGCAUGGGAGUUUCGCAGAUACAGGACCGAAAGCCGCUUUUUCACUAUUCUGCAGAACGAGGUCAGAGAGAAGCUCAAAAGCAAGACCGCCCCAGAGUCCUGGAUGCGCUACUUCCUGGAGAACAAGGCUGCUACUGGAUUUGCGUCUGAUCUGGAAGGUGCCUACGCUGUAGGUAUGCACGGAAUCGCUGGUGCUCUCACCAUUGCCGCACCAAUGCAGAGUUUCUGUCUCGCCAUGUGUCACUAUCCUCAGUACCAGUUUGUCCUACAUGAGGAGAUAGACAAUGUCUGCGGUGGUAGAUUGCCAAAGCUUAGCGAUAUGCCUGAUAUGCCUGUACUACGAGCCUUCAUCAGGGAGACUAUGCGAUGGCGUCCUCCUGUGCCCACAGGCAUCCCACACGAGUCUGUCAAAGACGACAUUUACGAGGGCUACUUUAUUCCUGCCGGCUCUGUCAUGCAUCCACUCGAGUGGUCCAUUAGCCGUGAUCCAGAAGUCUUCCCUAGUCCCGAUGAGUUCAAUCCAAUGAGAUGGCUGGAAACAAAGUACCCAACAUAUCAGGAGCCACUAACCAAAUACCCGACCAUCACCCAGUACAGUCAAUUUGGUUAUGGUCGCCGUAUCUGUGCGGGCAUGGGGGUCGCUGAGGCAGACCUCUUUGUUGGCAUCGGCAGUCUUGCCUGGAUGUUCUCUUUGAGCGCGAGUGACACCAAUAACGAAAAUGCUGCAGAACUGCUAAAGGAGCCUGUUCCAUCACCGCUACCAGUCCACAAGGAAGACAAGAAACCAGCAUCGACGCCAUCAGGCAUGCAGACACCUCCCUCAGAAACCGAGAUUGAAGAACAACUCGAUGAACACUUCUCGGAAAAAAUGCUACCAACAGACACAUGCAGACUGUCCCGCCAGAAGACAGUCAAAAGGCCANAAAAGGCCGCCUUCUCGAGCGGUGGUCUCAGUCGAGCAAAGACCGUGACCUACAAGCUUCGUCUCCCAGGGUCGUCCCUUCCAGGUCAAUUCCCUGCUUUCUUUGAACAACACACAGGCCCUGAUACCCCGCCUUCGUCACCCAAAACGCGCACCGUAAUGGCAGGUACACCCGACAUGCCUGCUGUGGACAACAUGUUCAACUCUAUCGCCGACGAAAAGGCUUCGAAACCUGACCCCACGCUCGAGUACUCAAGUUUGCUGAUCGCCAAACCUCUGCCCUUCAAGUUUAACAUGAAGAUCAGGAACAAAAGAAAGGCUGAGCAUGUUGCUCGCGAGUGGAUGUUCUACAAGAUGAAUGGCGAGUUUGAGGACUCGAGGUGCUAUUGGGAAGGCGGCAAUGCUGGUAACAAGCAAUACGGAUGGGGUGAGGUGCACAAA
Messenger RNA from Aureobasidium vineae, 2103 nucleotides. The record is from the annotation of a GenBank genome assembly. NCBI's taxonomy places the organism in Eukaryota, Fungi, Ascomycota, Dothideomycetes, Dothideales, Saccotheciaceae.